Molecule: messenger RNA, 1539 nt
Organism: Pseudomassariella vexata
Lineage: Eukaryota; Fungi; Ascomycota; Sordariomycetes; Amphisphaeriales; Pseudomassariaceae
Product: general substrate transporter
Exons: 4
Coding region: 1-1539 (512 amino acids)
Biological process (GO): transmembrane transport; carbohydrate transport
Cellular component (GO): membrane
Molecular function (GO): carbohydrate:proton symporter activity
Source: RefSeq, a predicted model, not a curated record
AUGUUCGAAAAAGCAAGAUACUUUAACCGCACCCUAGCCCUGGCGGCAGGCUUGAUUGCCGUGUCGACAUUUAACUAUGGCUUCGACAAUCAGGCCUUCUCGACGACGCAGGCCAUGGACUCUUUUACAAGGCAAUUUGGUGUCGUGGACGAGUCAACGGGGAAGUACGCUUUGGAACCAGCUUGGCUCUCGUUAUUUAACAGUCUGAAUUAUAUCGGGUUCGCCGCCGGCGUCAUCAUUGGGAGUAUGGUGUCCUCUCGCUGGGGGCGCCGAUGGUGUAUGUUUGUCAUGAGCUGCUAUGCGCUGGUGACGGCUACGAUUGCGGUCACGUCUAACACGAAAGAGCAAAUCAUGACUGCCCGUAUCCUCAACUAUAUCUACGUCGGCAUGGAGUUGGCUGUCGUACCGAUUUUCCAUCCCUGCGCCAGCCCGUGGACUCCUAGUCGGCACCUAUCAGUUUUCCUUGGUCUUCGGUGGCUUGUCAUUAACUCCAUCUGCUACGGAACGAGCAAGCUGCCCGAUAACCGAGCGUGGCGAAUCCCGCUUGGCAUGUUCUAUCUCGUACCCAGCAUCGUACUGUCCCUCAUCUUCUUCAUCCCCGAGUCGCCACGCUGGCUUCUGUAUAAGAACCGUGUCGAUGAAGCCAGGGUCAUGCUACAACGUCUUCGAGAAGGUGCUUUCUCCGACGAUGAGAUCGAGAACGAGUUUCGCGAACUGCAAUUUGCACUCAAUCAGGAAAAUGAACAGGGUCGAUUUAUCGAAAUAUUCCAGAGACGUAAUUUGAAGCGGACUUUCAUCGUCGUCCUAGUGAACUUUUUCCAGCAAGCCACUGGCCAGGCCUUCGCGUCGCAGUACGGUGCCGUCUAUGUCCGGUCGUUGGGCACGUUUAAUCCAGUACUUUUCAGUCUGAUGAACGCGGGUAUUAUCGUCGUCAUCACCAUAGCCAUACUAUUCCAGGCAGACCGAUUUGGAAGAAGGCCCCUGCUGAUGGUGUCGUCUAUUGCCUUGACAGGAGUUCUGAUGACUAUGGGAGGGUUGGGCAUUGAGCAGCCCGUCUCGGAAGCCAGGAAAAAGGGUAUCGUCGCGAUGGUAUCGCUGCUUGUUAUUAGUUUCUCGAUUGGUUGGGCGCCAAUGACCUUUGUGGUCGCGACCGAGGUACCUGCUCUGCGACUGCGUGACCACAGCUCCCGAUUAGGAUUUGGAAUGAAUGUGUUGUUCAACUUCCUAGUCAACUUCUCAAUUCAAUAUCUCAUUUAUGCGCCAUAUGCCGCUUGGGGCAGUAAGGUCGGAUUCCUCUUCGGCAGCUUGGCCGCGCUGGCCUUGGUGUUUACCUUCUUUUGCGUCCCCGAGUGCAAAGGCAAGACACUCGGACAAAUCGAUUUACUGUUCAGCAGUGGGGUGAAGCUGAGAGAUUUUGGAAAUAUUGACGCAGAAAGCAUGAUGGAUGCUGAGACGAACCACCUCGGAGGUGGCGGAAAGGGCGCGAUUGUGACUACCAAAGCUAACCACGUUGAGGAGGGUGUGCAACAUGAUGGGUAA